Messenger RNA from Emiliania huxleyi CCMP1516, 471 nucleotides. RefSeq lists its product as hypothetical. The record is from RefSeq and is a predicted model, not a curated record. The transcript has a single exon. Lineage: Eukaryota; Haptophyta; Isochrysidales; Noelaerhabdaceae. Bases 1 to 471 code for a protein of 156 amino acids.
AUGCUGCUCCGGCAGGAGUUGGAAGAGAAGUUGCGGUCACAGACCAAGGAGCUCGCUUCUGAGCAGCGCUCUGCGAACGCUAUGAAGAAGGCGCUCGCGUCGGCGCGGGAUGAGCUUGCUGCGGCACAAGAGCUGAGGCGCUCCGACUGCGACAACCUGAGGAGAGCGCAGCAGGCUGCUAAACGCGACAUCAAAGCGGCCGAGCGGAUGGCCGACCAGGCAAAUCAUGCAGCUCGAGCUGAGUGUGAGUGGCGUAUCGGCGAGAUGCGGGCCAAGAUGCAGACCGAGCUGCGCGAGCAGCUCGACGCGCUGCAGAUUUCGAUGGAGGCAGAGGCGAGGCGCGCUGAUGCCGCAGAGGCGGAGAGGUCAAGGCUGUACGACAAGAUGGAGGGGAUUAUGCGCACGCGUGAGGGGUUGAUAGUCGCACUCGCAGAGGCGCAGCUCGGCAAGCACGAAUAUAGUGAUUGUUAA